Wasmannia auropunctata (little fire ant) is the source of this 2691-nucleotide messenger RNA. Its product is annotated as DNA fragmentation factor subunit alpha-like. NCBI's taxonomy places the organism in Eukaryota, Metazoa, Arthropoda, Insecta, Hymenoptera, Formicidae. The record is from RefSeq and is a predicted model, not a curated record. Gene Ontology annotation, biological process: apoptotic process; regulation of apoptotic process. Bases 726 to 1337 code for a protein of 203 amino acids. The transcript has 3 exons.
GUUGACCCAGUGUUGGGUUGACACACGGUCAGUUCAGUCACUCGAGGCAUCACACACACAUCACUCUGUUUCUUUCUCUCUUUCCGUCUCUUAUUCUAUCGCGCCGCACAAUCGCCGUUGUCUCCGCCUUCCACUGAUUUUUUUAUCCGCGUGAAUUGUUGAAGGAGAGAAAAAGGAGGUCUCGCUCAAAUCCCCCGUUGAUCCUCCAGGUCAAUCCAGCGCAAUCCUCAGCACUGCCCUUUCAUACCUGUUUACUUCUCCUCCGAGCGAUACGAUUUUUUAUCCGAGAAAUUAUCGGACGGCGAGAUACGACCGCAAUCUAGUGCAUCAUCGUCGAGAGGGUUUACUUUUCGACGCUAAAAGAAGUAAAAAAAAACAGCAUUCGUUGACACGUCGUGUUAAUCAGUAGUUGUGUUCGUCACAUCUCUCACGCGUUAAGGGCGUAUUCCUUCUCGUCCUCCUGUCAUCGUCGGACGCGCGGAUCACUCGAAUCUCCCCGACAUACCGCCGAGACACGGACCAACUAAUGUGCAACGAGAAUCAGGCCUUAACAACAGUUAAUUCGCUCUGGAAGAAUAAAUCUUUUUUGACUUAGACGAUCGCGCUUGCCGUUGAGUGUCAAAAAUCCUCAGUAUCGUGAUACCGAACUGAAACCGGACUGAAUUAAUCGCCAGUGAUCAGCUGAGCUAAAAUCCGUUCUCGUACGUCGAUCGUGAAGAAGAAAGAUGUCAGAAACAACCGCUGUCACGCAGGGGAUAGGCAAUCCUUACAAGAUAGUCGAUCACACCAGGGAGCGAAGAAAGGGCAUCACUGCCUCGUCGCUGAAGGAGUUGACCAACAUCGCACGCAAUCGACUGGCAUUGCCCGUCGACGCAGAUCUAACCAUUGUGCUUGAACAGGAUGGAACAGAGGUGGACGACGAGGAAUAUUUUGCGACGUUAGAAAGGAACACGAGCUUGAUGGUGCUGCACGGUGAUCAAAAAUGGGUCGCUGCGGGUAGCAGCAAGACGCCGUCUCGUUACAUCGUCGUAGAUGACGUGGAUAACGUGGAGGGUGGUUCAAGAGUCGACAAGAUUCGACGACGGCGAACGCCCAUUGAGCCCCUGGUCUCAUCGUUGCACGGCGACCCGUCGCAUAUCUCGCUCUUGGGAGGAAAUGACUUGGAAUUACUUAGCGAUAUGGAUCCUGACAGUUUAGCCGACAUAGUGCCUGACCGACUCUUCCUCGAGCAGUUGAAGGAAGCUUCAGGUAGAUUCCUGGCGGAGAAACGGCAAGCGCAGGAAUCCAUGGCCCUCCUCCAGAUGUACGCGAGCGGUGGUGAGAUGGAGCGAGCGUAGGCCAUGUGGGGGGUGGGCGCCCUCACAUUGGCUAAUAUGUAUAGAAUACGACGUCGCAUAUUCUAUAAAGGUCGCCAACUGCAACAAACUCUGAUCCUGUUCUGGAAUUGAGCCCAUCGCUGUUUACAAAAACUGGAGUAACUAAGAGAACUACGAGCGUUAGUCGCUCAAGCUGAAUACAGCUGUAUUGGUGAGGAGGCCCAUACGUUAUCUCUCGCGUACGAAGAAUACGCAGAGACACUGUACAGAGACACGAAACACGAGUAGUUUACGUUCGCCCAACAAUUUAGUAUCGUAACAUUAAAUAAUACUAAUAUAAUAAAUGAUAAUAGUAAUAGGUUUCGCAUCUUAGAGGAAAUAGUAGCUCUAAGUUUUUUGUAGAAUUUUUUUAAUCUAUAUACACACGAUUCAGUGGCACAACUAUGCUUUGGCAAUACUUUACAUCCUUAGUGAGCGUACGGAAUUGCUUUAAUACCAUGUAAAAGAGAGACACCUGUAUCGGCAGAAAUAUAAAUGCGCAAUUUAGCUGCUAAUUUGUCUGAAUAAUGCAUAAGAGGGGAAGCCGCGUGAGUAACAUUUCCGAGUGGGUAUUCUGUCGCGAUAUUACGCCAUAUCAAGUCUUAGCGAAACGUGUUUUGUUUAUGAGAUUUUUGUACUUAGAUACGUCAUACCGAGAUUUGGUUCAACGAAGAUCGAUGGAAUAUUUAAGACUGAAUUUAUAGAGAAAACGAAAACCACCCCCCCCCCCCCAUUGAGAUCACCAAUUCAUUGUACACUAACAUUAGCAAUGUAAUAGCGACGAAAAAAAGUCGAUAUCAGCCCUUUGAUACCAAACAAAAUUGUGCUAUUUGAUAAAAAGAAGAGGAAAAAAAAAACCGUGGAAACCUGCUGCAAAGAAAGAACAUAGGGGUUUCUGACAAGACUAUGCAUACACGUAACUAGGUACUAAAUAUUACUCCGAUUUUAUGAUCACAUAAUCAACAAUUUAAACGAGCAAUGUAUCACACAUUUAUGUGUUCCUGGAAAGUCACGAAAAUCAAAGUACGAUACACACGAUCCAUUUUCUAAAACUGUAACGAAAGUGUAUGUCUAUUCUCCGCAGAAAUGCCCAGUAUCAAUAUCGUGACGUUCUUUAAUAUACAUAUAUAUGUAUAUAUAUAUUGUAUAUCUCGUAAUAUAAUUAUCACAUGCCUCUUGCGCAUUAUAAUCGCAUUACAUAUAUUUGUAUUAGAAUACCACCGCCGAGUGAAAUUUACGGCGGUGUAAAAGGCCGGCGAAACAACAACCGGUAUCGAACUACUUGCUAUCUGAUUGUAUGAUCAAAUGUAUUGUUAAAUAUAUCAGGCACAAUAUA